Molecule: messenger RNA, 3632 nt
Organism: Morone saxatilis (striped sea-bass)
Lineage: Eukaryota; Metazoa; Chordata; Actinopteri; Moronidae
Product: sodium- and chloride-dependent taurine transporter-like
Exons: 14
Coding region: 155-2032 (625 amino acids)
Biological process (GO): sodium ion transmembrane transport; neurotransmitter transport; taurine transmembrane transport
Cellular component (GO): plasma membrane
Molecular function (GO): taurine:sodium symporter activity
Source: RefSeq, a predicted model, not a curated record
CAUGGAGAAGCUGGUGAUUUUCCACUCUAACUGAUAUUAAACGCGCACCAGCUCGUAGAAACAAUGGUCCCAGAGACAAACAGAUUAAAUUGUUUCACUCAGCGUUAAACCUAGGCUGCAAGGAACAACUGCUUCUUAGUAAAACGAGGGCAGCAUGGCACAAAAAGAGAAGCUCCAAUGCCUCAAGGACUUUCACAAGGAUACCCUGAAACCUUCACCGGGGAAGAGCCCAGGCACGAGGCCUGAGGACGAGGCCGAAGGCAAGGCUCCUCAGAGAGAGAAGUGGGCCAGUAAGCUCGACUUUGUCCUGUCCGUGGCCGGAGGCUUCGUCGGAUUAGGAAACGUCUGGCGCUUCCCUUACCUUUGUUAUAAAAAUGGUGGAGGUGCGUUUCUCAUCCCUUACUUCAUCUUCCUAUUUGGGGGUGGUCUGCCUGUGUUCUUCCUGGAGGUUGCACUGGGCCAGUACACCUCUGAAGGAGGGAUCACCUGCUGGGCCAAGCUCUGCCCCAUCUUCACUGGUAUUGGCUAUGCCUCUUUUGUGAUCGUAUCUCUACUGAACGUCUACUACAUCGUGAUCUUAGCCUGGGGACUCUACUACCUAGUUCAGUGCUUUCAGCCGGAGCUCCCCUGGGCAAAAUGCAAGCAGCCCUGGAACACUGAAUUCUGUGUAGAGGACACAGUCCGAAAGAACAAGACCCUGUGGCUGGCAGCCAACAUUACCAACUUUACCUCCCCCGUCACCGAGUUCUGGGAACGGAACGUCCUUAGCAUCUCCACUGGGAUUGAGGACAUAGGGCCCCUCAAGUGGGACCUGGCCCUGUGUCUCCUUGCAGUGUGGGUUAUCUGCUUCUUCUGCAUCUGGAAGGGAGUCAAGUCCACUGGGAAAGUGGUGUACAUAACAGCAACUUUCCCAUUUGUGAUGCUGAUUGUGCUGUUGGUGCGUGGAGUGACCCUGCCCGGGGCAUCUGAAGGGAUCAAAUUUUACCUUUACCCUGACCUGACCCGCCUACAAGAUCCAGAGGUGUGGAUUGAUGCAGGAACCCAGAUUUUCUUCUCCUACGCCAUUUGCCUGGGAGCCAUGACGUCACUGGGGAGCUACAACAAAUACAAAUACAACUGCUACAGGGACUGUUUGCUGCUGGGAGCCCUCAACAGCGGUACCAGUUUUGUGUCUGGCUUCGCAAUAUUUUCCGUCCUGGGCUUCAUGGCACAAGAACAAGGGGUGGACAUUGCCGAUGUGGCAGAGUCAGGUCCCGGCUUGGCCUUCAUCGCCUACCCUAAAGCUGUGUCCAUGAUGCCGCUGCCAACCCUCUGGGCCAUCCUCUUCUUUAUCAUGCUGCUGCUUCUGGGCCUUGAUAGCCAGUUUGUUGAAGUGGAAGGACAGAUCACCUCUAUUGUGGAUCUAUAUCCUUCCGUCCUCAGGAAGGGUUACCGACGAGAGAUCUUUAUAGCUGUGAUGUGUUGCAUAAGCUAUCUCCUGGGACUUGCCAUGGUAACAAAAGGUGGCAUGUACGUGUUUCAACUCUUUGACUACUAUGCAGCCAGUGGUGUGUGCCUUUUGUGGGUUGCAUUCUUUGAAUGCAUUGCUGUAGCCUGGGUUUAUGGAGUUGAUAAUUUCUAUGAUGGACUUGAGGAUAUGAUUGGCUACAGACCAAACCCAUGGAUGAAAUGGAGCUGGACCAUAAUCACUCCUGUCCUCUGCAUGGGCUGCUUUGUCUUCUCCCUGGUGAAGUACAAGCCUUUGACCUAUAACAAAGUGUAUGAGUACCCUGACUGGGCCAUCGGUCUGGGCUGGUGUUUGGCUCUGUCCUCCAUGAUCUGCAUCCCCAUGGUGAUGGUCAUCAAGAUCUUACAGUCUGAAGGACCCCUGAUCGAGCGGAUCAAAGCUGUGGCAGCCCCGGCGAAGUCAGGCGUAAGCUCUCGUCCAAAAGAGUACAACUUGAAGGGCAGCGAGCUGACACAGCCCCUGGAUCCAAACGGGAACAAUGGCUUGAUCAAGCCCACCCACACCAUUGUAGAAACAAUGAUGUGAGCGCUCUCUGUGAGAGGAAUAAGAUUGAUGUGCUUUCUGUGUUAAUAUCAUAUUUGCUAACAUUGAUAAUGGUAGGUUUACAUUGUCCAAUAUAUUCACGUUAGAGAUACUUUGGUUUGAUUUCUAUGAAGAGAGUUAUAUAUUAUUGUUGUAAUUUUCUUUCUCUUGUAAUUGUUUUUUAUUUUUUACUAUAUCAAUAUUGUUGAUGUUACAAUUGUUGUCACUGUAGUUGGCACUGAUCUCAGUUUAGGCUGUAUUUUGAGAUAGAACAUGUUCAAUGUUUACUACCUUUUGUUGAUUCCGGAGAGAUGACGAAUUUGCUUUUCUUUGGUGUAAUAGAAGAAAUUCAGUAAACUAAACGAGUAAUUAACUGUGUAAAAAGGUAGAAAAAAAUGUCUAAACACCCUCACGUGAUUGUGGCAGUCUUGUUGCCCAAGAUAACGUCUAAUCUCUUGUUGUUGUUAUUGUUGUUGUUGUUCAUCCCUGCAGUGAAAAUGAAUGUAUCACGAGCCGCCCACAUCUAUCAGAGUACCGUAAUGUUGCGUGGCAAUAUGCAGUGUAUAGAGUUAAUCUUGCUUGACGUCCUUUAAGUUACAAGUUGAACAAGGCCUUGGCCAAAUACUGUGAGAAAUGCAUUCAUCAUAAGAUCCAUCCACAAAAUAAUAAAAAAGAAAAACAGCUAAGGAAGAGGAAGUAAGGAGAAAAGGGAAGUGGCAUUUUUAUUAGUAUUUGUACACAGCCUGUGUGACUAUAAUAGUCAGUCCCAGUGCAUUUAUUGAAACCUCUCUUUGCACUUUAUAUGUCAUUUCACCUUUAUUGUAGUAUUUGUUUUUAUUGUUGCAAGGUAUUGCAGUUACAUUUGCAACACAUUUCAGGAAGAAAUAUUUUUAGCUUCUAACUUUUUGAUAUUGUAAACUUUGAUAUACAGUAUCUAGUUGUCUCCUUAAGACAAUGACAAAAUAGAGUAGACAUCUGACAACAAACAUUCUGAUUCAUAAUUAUUUGUAGGAUCUCUUAAAAAGUAAAAGUUUUUUCCUAAAAAUCCUAACAGCUCUCCAUUGUGCUCAUGUCCAUAGCAGACAUGCUCUGCAGAACUACCACUGGAUUCUAGUUUCUAAUGUUCAGUUUAGGCAUUUGUAUUAUAGAAUUUGAAUUGUUUGUAAAUCACAUAUGCCUUUUUGUAACAAUUUUAUACUGUACAUCAUAUGAACAUCAUCAAUUAAUUAAUGUUACUGAAAACUCAGCAAUUUGUGUUCUAAAUAUCAAUUAUAUUGUGAGCCUGGAUUACAUUUUUCAGUGUGCAAUAUUCGUUGAAGCAAUGGCAUUCCUCGUUCAAAAUGCAGCAUCAAAUCUAAAAUAACCGUUUAAAAUGUUCAAUAAUGCAACAACUUGCACAGUUAAAUACAAAAUCUGAAGGAAUUGUUAUCCUGAAGCAUGUGCAGGAGCCACCACACCGUACUGUGCUGCUUUGUCCGCAAAAUUCUCGUGCUACUUGGAAAUUCAAGUGUACCAAAGUAUUUUUGUCUCACAGUUGUCCCCUUCGAGAUGCACAUUGCAUCAUUUCUAUAUAAAUUACAAAUAAACAUCUUUUUCUUUGGAA